AUGCUGGGCUAUUGCCACAGUGUGGGCCGAAGCGCCCUGAGGGUGGCAGGAAUGGAAUCAGGUGAAGCUGUCAAACCUUUCACUCCAGAGAAAGCCAAGGAAAUUGUGAUGUCUCUACAACAACCUGCAAUCUUUUGUAACAUGGUUUUCGAUUGGCCAGUACUACAUUGGAAUGCUAAAUAUCUUUCUGAGGCUUUGGAUGGAAAGACAAUACAGUUUAGAAUGGGAAUAAAGAAAAAGGACACAGCUCCUCAAUUUGAAACCAAGUGCAGUUAUGUGGAAGCUACACUUGAAGAGUUUUUGGCCUGGAGUGGUGGACAGCCUACUUGUUUCUCUGGACCAUUCAGUUUUUACGAUUCCUCCAAAUAUUGGGCUUAUGCUGAUUAUAAAUAUAUUGCUAGGCUAUUUGAAGACAAGAGAGAAAAAUUCAAGGAUAUAAUAUGGUCUGAUUUUGGUUUCUCUGGAAGAAAUGGAAAGGAGAGCACAUUGUGGAUUGGCUCAGCAGGAGCAAACACUCCUUGUCAUUUGGAUUCCUAUGGGUGCAAUUUAGUACUACAGAUACAGGGAAGGAAAAGAUGGCACCUUUUCCCACCUGGGGAUACCACUUUCCUUUAUCCCACUAGGAUCCCUUAUGAAGAAUCCAGCAUAUUCAGCAAAGUCAACGUGGUCAACCCUGAUCUGAAACUCUUUCCUAUGUUCAGGAAAGCCCACGCCCAUGUGAUUACACUGAAUCCAGGACAGGUCCUGUUUGUUCCCAGGCACUGGUGGCACUACGUAGAAAGUGUUGACCCCAUCACAGUCAGUAUAAACUCUUGGAUUGAACUGGAUGCCGACCACAGAGCCCGGGUAGAAGAGGCAAUAACUCGAACGCUAGUGUGUGCCAUAAAAUCUGCAGAAAACCCCAGCCAUGUGGCUGCCUGGCUGAAUCCCACAGAAGUUGAGGCAACAUCCCAUGAAACCAAUCUUCAAUACUUAAAUAAAGCAACGUCUGCAUAUUUAGACUACCAAAAGGCAACUGUAUCAGAGGACAGAGAUCCCAGCACUCGUGAUAUAGAGAAGGGGGCAUCUUCAAGUAAAAGAAGGAAAAUGCAAGUAAACACCAAACCAGAGGAUUGCAAAUCACUGACCCAUGAAGCUGGACUUACAGUGGUUAAAGCACAAAAAUUGCAGAAAAUACCUUUCGGGGUACAUCUUCUUCCAGUAUUACCACAGCCUCAAGAAGCAAGCAUGGUGGGAGCAGGAGCAGUGGAAAGUGACUUUAGAGACCUUCUCAGUGAAAAUGAAGGACGACAUUUUGGAAAAUUACGCUGCACUGGGAAGCAAUCGGUAAUGAACAGUGACUAUGAAACAUUGGCAGAUCAAACUGAAUCAGACAGCACUGCAAACUCUUCACAAAUGGCCAUUUCUACAAAUGACUUGCUAGAUUGUUUGGUUAAUCCAGAAGUCAUCAGUUUAGUGGCUGGUCUCUUGUUGGAGAGAGAGGAAGUUUGAUAUCAGUGUACUUUAUUAUUUUAUUUCUAGAAUAAAGAGAGAAACUGGCAA
This is a messenger RNA of Pelodiscus sinensis (Chinese soft-shelled turtle), 1542 nucleotides long. Lineage: Eukaryota; Metazoa; Chordata; Testudines; Trionychidae. The record is from RefSeq and is a predicted model, not a curated record.